AUGGCCGCGCCGCCGCCGCUGCCGGCGACGCGCGCCGCCAACGAGACUGGCGCCGCUACGCCCGACCAGCAGGGCACCGGCGGCGCGGCGGCGCGGAGGGCGGUCAGCGCCCUGCUGUUCUUGGCGGCCGUCGCCCUCCCGUGCCUCGUGGUGUACCGCCACCGCGCCGUGGCGCUCGGAGACGUCCUCGAGCCCCCGCGCCUAGGCGCGCCGAGCGACGACGACCUCGACCUGGACAUCGAUGACGCGAAGCUGGAGGAGGUCCUGAGGGGGGCCGCGAUGGCGAACGACACGGUGAUCCUGACGACGCUGAACGCCGCGUGGUCGGAGCCCGGCUCGGUGCUGGACGUCUUCCUCGAGAGCUUCCGGACCGGCGAGAGCACGAGGGAGCUGCUGGACCACCUCGUCAUCGUGUCGCUGGACACGGCGGCGCACGCGCGCUGCAGGCAAGUGCACCGGCACUGCUUCGCGCUCGUCACCGGCGGCGUCGACUUCUCCGGGCAGAAGAACUUCAUGACCGACGGCUACCUCAAGAUGAUGUGGAGCAGGAUCAACUUCCUCGGGCAAGUCCUUGAGAAAGGCUUCAGCUUCAUUUUCACGGACACGGACAUCGUGUGGUUCAGGAACCCGCUGCCGCACUUCUACCUGGACGGGGACUUCCAGAUCGCCUGCGACCACUUCACCGGCGACCCUGACGACCUGAGCAACGCGCCCAACGGCGGGUUCGCGUACGUGCGUUCCAACUCGGAGACGAUCGAGUUCUACAGGUUCUGGUACGCGGCGCGGGAGAAGCACCCCGGAUUGCACGACCAGGACGUGCUCAACUCCAUUAAGCACGACUCCUUCGUCGCCGAGCUCGGCGUCAAGAUCAAGUUCCUCAGCACUGAGCUCUUUGGUGGCCUGUGCGAGCCGAGCCGGAACAUGAGCAGGGUCUGUACAAUGCACGCCAACUGCUGCAUCGGGCUGAGCCGUAAGAUCAGCGACCUCAACGCCAUGCUCCGGGACUGGAGGAGGUUCAUGGCGCUGCCGCGCGACGAUAAGCAUUCUGUUUCAUGGACUGUGCCACGCAAUUGCAGGUAAAGGCAACCAAGGCAUGUUCAAAAAUACGCGCACUGUGCGUUUCUGAUCAAGAGGAAGCUGUCUUUCUAGUGUUCAGAAACUGGGGCGAUAGAGCAAAGAGGAAGCUGUCUUUCUGCUUGACAAGUGAUCAAUUCAGACUCCGGAAAGAUGGGUAAUGCAAACCAAAAUAUGGGAAGUUUAUAAGUUCAUUUUUGUUGAUUGUAUUGUAGGCACUGACGUGAGCUACUGAGUAUUGGACUGCCACAGUGAAUUAUUCGCACAUUUUGACUCCCUGUAAGCAACUGAGUGGAGCUGCUAGUC
Molecule: messenger RNA, 1380 nt
Organism: Panicum hallii
Lineage: Eukaryota; Viridiplantae; Streptophyta; Magnoliopsida; Poales; Poaceae
Exons: 3
Coding region: 1-1080 (359 amino acids)
Source: RefSeq, a predicted model, not a curated record